Molecule: messenger RNA, 2399 nt
Organism: Ostrinia nubilalis (European corn borer)
Lineage: Eukaryota; Metazoa; Arthropoda; Insecta; Lepidoptera; Crambidae
Product: THAP domain-containing protein 5-like
Exons: 6
Coding region: 260-1027 (255 amino acids)
Source: RefSeq, a predicted model, not a curated record
UUUUAAAUAAGCUGUGUUUCAACUUCUACAGAAGUUUAAACUCUUAUUUACUUUUCUGUUUAAUGGGUAUGUUAUCUACUUACUUGAAAUAUUACAUCUAUUACAAAUCUAUUUUUCAUUAAAAACAACCCUAUGUGAUGAAAAUGUAAAUGUACUUUCAAAACUGGUAAAUGCAUGAACCAGGGCAUUGACACUGGUUGGAGAGAAAUUAUAGGCUUUGUUUAAUUAAUACCUAUUUCAUUUUAGGCUUCUACUGAUAAUGGAGAGUAGAAACAACAAGAAGUGCGUUAUUUGUAAUAAGAGGCGAAGUCGUGGUGGAUCACCCUUACUUUUGAGUAGGUUUCCUCUGGAUUCUGACCGUUGUCGAAUGUGGGUUAAAAAUGCUGGCUUAGAAGACUUAGCAUAUGUACCUAUUGAAAAGUUACACCAACUGAAGUUUGUUUGUGGUGGGCACUUCACUCCUGAAUCCUUCAAUGCCAAAGGAACUCGGCUGAAGAACUCAGCUAUUCCAACACUGGAAUUGAGCAAUCCCAUCUUGCCAGAUGAAGUUUUGACAGAGUUUCCUCUUCAUGUAAAAGACUCCAAUAAAGAAAACCUCAAGACAGUUCUUUAUGAUCAUUCAUAUUGCAUUCCAAAGAAGUCAAAUCCAGUUGAACGAGUUCCCCUUACAACUACAACCAAACAACUAAAUUCAACAUGUUUGGGAGCUGUGGAUAUACCAGAUUCUGGUAUUUCUGCGAAAACAACUUUUGAACCUCUUCCUUCUACUUCCAAUGCACCAGAACAUAUGACCUAUAAACCCAUUACUCAUGAUGAUAAAAACAUUUGCCAUCAAGAUGCACAGGCAGAAAUAUUAGUCCACAGUUAUAAAAGACCUAAGAAAAACAUUGAAAUGAAAGACACUUCAUCAACAUUUACAAUUAAAGAGAAGAGGCUUUGGCGACAGUUACAAAAUGCAAAAAAAAACAAUAAGGAAUAUAGCGAAGGUAGUUGCAGAAGAACACAACAGAAAUUUUUUAAAUAUUAAAAAACUGAAUAGUACCAUUGUAAAUCCAACAUUCAAAACUAAGAUGAGGGUGAAGUAUGCUGCGCAUGCUCUGAGUAAUACCGUGGCAGCUAUUUUAAAAAUGAUGGCAUGGAAAGAAGUUUCUGAUUGCAAUGAUACAGCAUUUGUGAUUGAACAGUUAGAUAAACUAUUUGAUUGUACAAAUGGUCCAUCAUCUUUAAAUGACGUAAAGAAAGGGAUCCGGGAAAAUGUUUCCACAUCAAGUAAUCACAUUGAGUCUUGGACCUUUUAUACUGAUAAGUUAAAAACCAUAAAAUUUAUAACAGCAGAAAACACGAUACAAAAAAAUGUUAAAUGCGUAAAGGGAUAUCAAAUAUCUAUCAAAUCCUUAAACGAUAUUUGGGAAAAGUUAAAGAAUGAAGGGUUUAAAUAUAUGAACCUUAGACAGUUUAACCAAGACUCUCUGGAAAACUUAUUUGGAAUCAUUAGGCAACACAGUGUAAGCAAUAGAAAUCCCACUAUCACGCACUUUACUGCAGCGCUUAAAACAAGCAUGGUUACUGGGCUGAAAGUGCCUCAUAGCAGAAGUGCUAAUUGUGAAGCAGACAACAAUAAACAUAUGCUGGAAUAUAAAGACAUUUUAAAAACUAAUUUAAAAACAACAGAAAUAAAAAUUAAUGUUCAAGAUUCCACAGACACUGAAUUUUAUCCUGUGUUGUCUAUCCCGGACCCUGAAAACUUAGAACAGCCCAUUGAAAAUUUGUGUAGCCUUGAAAACCAACCAGUAGUAUAUGUAAGCGGGUAUUUAGCUGCCAAACUAUUACAGAACAGUUCUUGUUUAAUUUGUGAAGAGUGUUUGAGCGUGAAAACUCCUGUUGACAAUGAUUUGUAUGCAUAUAUAUCUCUUCGCGAAUGGUGGCAUGAUAAAAAAAGUCUCGUUUAUCCAACAAUUCAAUUAUGUACCACCGUAAAUGAAGCUAAACAAUUUUAUCAUGACCAUAUUGCCGACCAGAUAUAUAUGGAAAAUGUUGGAAAAUUCAUUUUCUUAAUGUUGAGUACAAAUUGUAAUUUUAGUUGGUUUAAAUGUCAACAACAUAAUAAAGAAAUUUAUGAUAAGAUGUUUAAAAUAUUAAGUUACCUUUUUCUAAGAAAAAGUUGUAAAAUCAUUAAUGACAGCUUCAUAAAAAGUGAAAACAAUUUUGCUGACAAAAGUAAAAAAGCACAGCAACAAAGCAUUGAAAAGUAAUCUUGAGGCUGAGGUUCGAUCAGCUGAUAAGAAAAUUAAAGAUGUUUAUAAAUAAAAAUCCUAUUUUUUCUUAGAAAAAGUUGUGAAAAUAAAAGUUUACAAAAUUAUCAUUUCUGUACUUUGUUAUAAUUUUCAAUAAUUCCUCAU